Messenger RNA from Pangasianodon hypophthalmus (striped catfish), 1052 nucleotides. RefSeq lists its product as uncharacterized. The record is from RefSeq and is a predicted model, not a curated record. The transcript is spliced from 8 exons. Bases 129 to 1052 code for a protein of 307 amino acids. Lineage: Eukaryota; Metazoa; Chordata; Actinopteri; Siluriformes; Pangasiidae.
UCUGAUGAUCUGGCCCACUGCUCACAUGCAAACUGCCAAGUAGCCUGAACUACUCUAAAGAAACAUGGAAGCUUUUCUUCCAGAAUUUUCCUGCACCUUUGGAUGAUGUACUGGACAGGUUUUCACACAUGACCCACAGCAGCAUUCGGUCUGACUCAAAUAUACUUGAUGCCAUCUGGGAGGUGAUAAUCAAGGACUUCACUGCAGCACAGCUGAUGAAUGCCGCUUUCAUCACUGAGUGGUUCCAGAUGAGGCUCAGACCAUUUUUGUCAUCAGUGUCCGCAGACUUUCUGUCCAGCCUCAGUUCCAAAAGCUUCAGCUGUGAGAGCUACCAGAUUGUGGUGGAAGCUCUUAGCAGUCAAGAAUCACUCAUGAAAGAGGAACAGAAGCAGUUGGUCUUUACUUCAUUCAUCUUUCCCUUCCUGUCAAGAGUUGACCUCCCAGACCCUGGCUGUCGUUCCAACACUUCUGGCAGCAAUAAGUGGCUUGAAAAGAACCUUGGCAAUUUCUCCAAUUAUGCCCCCUUGGAAAAGCUCAAAAUUCUAAAUGCAAAUUUCUCCAGCGUUGCAGUGUUAGGCUUACUGUCCAGUGAGCAGAAGGCACAGUUCAUCUUGCAGCCGGAUUCAGGAGUGUUGGGAAAUGACUCUGUGUUUAGAGAGGUGUUUAGCAGUGUGAUCACAUCUUUAGAUCGGAAUCAACUUGGCAGCUUCUUCACAGUCUUCCACCAGACUGCAAUACAAAUGAACAUGACUAGCAUUCCUUCAGCAAUAUCACACACCAUUCUGAACAUGACACUCUUGGAUCUGGUGCCUCACUUCCAAAGUUUCAGCCCAGGGGACUUUGCCCUGUGGUUCCAGACUUACCUUUCCUUCUUCCUUCCUGGGAUUGGUCCAAACACCCUGUCGAUCAUCCCCAUGAACAUCAGCUGUGACUCCUACAGAGAGAUAGUGAAAGGACUUGAUAAUGUGUACAGUGACCUCUCUGCAACACAGUCCGAUACUGUCUUCAAUUACACACAAGACUAUCUCAAGUACCAGUCCAGCCAAGCCUAG